Prorocentrum cordatum is the source of this 938-nucleotide messenger RNA. NCBI's taxonomy places the organism in Eukaryota, Dinophyceae, Prorocentrales, Prorocentraceae. The record is from the annotation of a GenBank genome assembly.
AUGUCUCUCGACGGAGACAACAAGGUGACGUACGCAGAGUUCAUGGCGUACUGCGCGGGCCGCCGCAAGAGCGAGGUGCUCUUGUACAUGUACGACCUGACCAACGGCGUCGCCAAGCCGCUGUCUCCAUGGAUUGUCGGCGAUGUCCUGGAAGGCGUUUGGCAUACUGGUGUCGUCGUGUAUGGGAAAGAGUAUUAUUAUUCCAAGGAUACAGUUUAUGCCAACCCUGGAGAAACAAGCUUCGGCGUGCCCGACCGCAUCGUCCAUCUAGGCAGCACGCUGUGGAGACAGGACGAGCUGCAUGAGCACGUGAGCCGCGAGCUGAAACCUGUCUUCCAGCGCGAGACGUACGACGUUGUACGAAACAACUGCAACCACUUCUCGGACCGUGUCUGCAUGUUCCUCGUCCGCAAGCACGUGCCAGAGGAGGUGCUGCGACAGCCCGACAGGCUCUUGCAGUCGAAUUCAGUCAGCAUGCUGAGACCUGCUCUCAAUUGGUACCUGCGGGAUAGGAUCGUCGAGCGUGACAGCUCCGAGCUGCCCCCGGGCAAGAAGCGGCUAGGUGCCGAGGACCACCUCUCCCCGGGCCAGUUCGUCCGCGUGCACCCCGCCGAGGGCGAGGCCUGCCCCGAGCUCGCGCAGGUGUGCCUCCCGCCCGCCAAGCCGCACUGGGAGGCGGCCACCCCGGCCGCCCCCGCGCCCGCCGGGCUUUCGCUGGCCGCCUGCGGCGCGGGCUCGCUGCUGUGGGGCACCUGCGGCCUGGGCCAGGGCUCGGCAGACGCCGCCGACGGCGAUCCGCUCGUCUGGGUCAAGUUCUUCGACGCCAACUGGGAGGGCACCCCGCCGAGCCGCCGCGCGAGGGUUCGCACGGAGCAGGUGCCGCGAUCGCGGCUGUCCCUGGCGCCCCUCGGGCCAGGCGGCGAGCUCAUCUUCUCGAG